AUGCUCCAGCGCCUGCUCCCUUACUUCUUCGUCUGGGACCCCGUCACGGCCCUCUAUCACUUUGACCACCGCCUCGCCGCCGUCCAAGCCCCCCAGCAGUUCCGCAACCUAUCCCCGCACGACCCAGACCCCACCGACCAGCGCGCCACCUUCUUCUUCGACGCCGUCCUCCCGGCCAAGGACUGCUUCAACGCCGCCCCGCUCGUCGGCACCACCAACCUCAUCAACCGCGCCGCCCUGCACCACGCCGACUACUUUCCCUACCACUCCGUCACGGAGGACACCGCCCUCUCUAUCAAGCUCCACUCUCUGGGCUACAAGACCUACUACGUCAACGAGCCCCUCGCGUCCGGCCUCGCCACCACCUCCCUGUGGAGCAACUUUGACCAGCGCGAGCGCUGGCUCAAGGGCGACUGGCAGAUCCUGCUCUCCAAGUCGGGCCCGCUCACGUGCCCCAACCUCUCCCUUGUCCAGAGGCUGCUCUAUUUGAAUAUGGGUUACGCCCGCUUGCUCUCCAUCGUCCAUCUCUUAUACGACUUUGCCUCCGUCCUCCUGCUCGUCUUCGGCGUCUCCAUGGUCGACGUCACCGACACCUUCACGUUCCUCGCCUACCUCGCUCCCUUCCUGUUCCUCAGCAUCUUCGUGCGUUGGGUCCGCACGCAGGGCGCGCACGGCCACAGCAAGUCCGAGUCCGGCGCCGACGCCUUCGAGACCAUGUUCCGCUUCGUCAGCGUCAAGAGCCUGUUCGUCGCCCUGUACAAAGGCAAGGCCAUCAAGUUCAAAGUCACGGACAAGGACGACGACGGCGAAGACGGGCACGCCCACGGCAAGGCCAGGAACGUGCCCCACCGCGACGUCCUGAAAAACCUCACCCGCGUCUGGUUCAACAUCGCCAUGGCGUGCCUGCUCUCGUUCGCCAUCGGCUACGCGCUGGCCAGCCCGCCCACGCACCGCGGCCCCAUGCCGCAGAGCAACAUCCUGCCCAUGGCCAUGGCGCUCGGCUUCGCGGCCGCAAACUUGCUCCCGCAUCUACUGGCCGUCUACCUCUGCUUCAUCCCGCUCGUGUCCGGGUGGGUCAUGCAGGACGUCGUGCAUGGCCGGUGCGAUCAGUAUGCGGUCGACCCUACCACCGGCAAGCGCUUCGUACCGUCGUCGUUUAUCAGCUUGCUUAACGUCGUGCAGGCCUGUCUCAUUUUUGGAGCCAUGGCUGCCCUGGUGGCCUACACGUUUAGAGACUCGUUUGCAAGGUUUAUUCCGUUCAUUCCUUUUCGAUGA
Molecule: messenger RNA, 1275 nt
Organism: Chondrus crispus (carragheen)
Lineage: Eukaryota; Rhodophyta; Florideophyceae; Gigartinales; Gigartinaceae
Product: Cellulose synthase (UDP-forming) fragment, family GT2
Exons: 1
Coding region: 1-1275 (424 amino acids)
Source: RefSeq, a predicted model, not a curated record